Lolium rigidum is the source of this 2512-nucleotide messenger RNA. Its product is annotated as oligopeptide transporter 4-like. Lineage: Eukaryota; Viridiplantae; Streptophyta; Magnoliopsida; Poales; Poaceae. Gene Ontology annotation, molecular function: oligopeptide transmembrane transporter activity. The transcript is spliced from 6 exons. The record is from RefSeq and is a predicted model, not a curated record. Bases 30 to 2300 code for a protein of 756 amino acids. Gene Ontology annotation, biological process: transmembrane transport.
AGCUAGCGGCCAUUAAACCGGCUCACGCAAUGGGCGAGAUAGCGGCGGACGAGCGCGGCCUCGCCGCCGGCGCCGGCAAGGGAGCGGAAGAAGAGGAGGAGGAGACGUCCCCGAUCGAGCAGGUCCGGCUGACGGUGCCGAACGGCGACGACCCGACGCUGCCGGUGUGGACGUUCCGGAUGUGGACCAUCGGGCUGUUCUCCUGCGCGCUCAUGAGCUUCCUCAACCAGUUCUUCUCCUACCGCACGGAGCCGCUCAUCGUGACCCAGAUCACGGUGCAGGUGGCGUCGCUGCCCAUCGGCCACUUCAUGGCCCGCGUCCUCCCGCGCCGGAGCUUCCCCGUGCCGGCCUUCCUCGGCGGCGGGGAGUGGAGCCUCAACCCGGGGCCCUUCAACAUGAAGGAGCACGUGCUCAUCUCCAUCUUCGCCAAUGCCGGAUACGCCUUCGGCAACGGCAACGCCUACGCCGUCGGGAUCGUCGACAUCAUCCGCGCAUACUACUACCGCUCCAUCUCUUUCCUCGCCGCGUGGCUCCUCAUCAUCACCACCCAGGUGCUCGGCUACGGGUGGGCCGGGCUGAUGCGCAAGUACGUGGUGGAGCCGGCGCACAUGUGGUGGCCGACCACGCUCGUCCAGGUCUCGCUCUUCCGGGCGCUGCACGAGAAGGAGGAGUUCCCCAAGGGGUCGCGGCAGAUAUCCCGCUCAAAGUUCUUCCUGGUGGCGCUCAUCUGCAGCUUCGCGUGGUAUGUCGUGCCGGGCUACCUCUUCCCGGUGCUCACCUCCGUGUCCUGGGUGUGCUGGGUCUUCUCCAAGUCCGUCACCGCGCAGCAGCUCGGCUCCGGCAUGCACGGCCUGGGCCUCGGGGCAUUCACGCUCGACUGGACCGCCGUCUCCUCCUUCCUCUUCAGCCCGCUCAUCUCGCCCUUCUUCGCCACCGCCAACAUCGCCAUCGGCUACGCCUUCUUCAUCUACAUCAUCAUACCCACCGCGUACUGGGGGACCGACCUCUACCACGCCAAGACGUUCCCCAUAUUCUCCUCGCACCUCUUCAUGUCCAACGGAUCCCUCUAUGAUAUCACCAAAAUCGUGGACAGUCGGUUCCAGCUUGACAAGGUCGCGUAUGGAAAGCUCGGUGUGGUAAACCUCAGCACCUUCUUUGCACUCUCUUACGGGCUCAGCUUCGCCACCAUUGCCGCAACCAUUUCUCACGUCGCCAUCUUCUACGGGAAGGAGAUCUAUCAACGGUUCCAAGCUUCAAAGCAAGAGGAGCCUGACAUCCACACAAGGCUGAUGAGGAAGUACGACGACAUACCAGCAUGGUGGUUCUACUCGCUGACGGUAUUGGCGCUGAUAGUGUCCCUCAUCCUCUGCACUGUCCUCAAUGACCAGGUUCAGCUCCCAUGGUGGGGCCUCAUCUUCGCCUGUGGCAUGGCCUUCAUCUUCACCCUCCCCAUAAGCAUCAUUAGUGCAACCACAGCCCAGACACCUGGUCUGAAUGUCAUCACUGAGUAUGCCAUGGGGCUGAUAAUGCCUGGAUACCCCAUCGCCAAUGUCUGCUUCAAGGUGUACGGAUACAUGAGCAUGAGCCAGGCGGUUUCUUUCCUCUCAGACUUCAAGCUCGGCCACUAUAUGAAGAUACCUCCCAGAUCGAUGUUCAUUGUUCAGUUCGCCGGUACAAUUGUGGCUGGGACAGUCAACCUCGGCGUGGCAUGGUGGCUACUUGGUUCCAUCCCGAACAUCUGCAAUGACAAGGUGCUCGCAGCAGACAGCCCAUGGACAUGUCCCGGUGACCGUGUCUUCUUUGAUGCAUCGGUUAUCUGGGGCCUUGUUGGCCCGAGGCGCAUUUUUGGGGCAGCUGGUAACUAUGGAGCUGUCAACUGGUUCUUUCUCAUCGGCGCAGCAGGCCCUGUUGUUGUGUACAUCUUCCACAGGAUAUUCCCCAGUCAGAAGUGGAUACUAAUGAUAAACCUGCCAGUGCUCAUCGGCGCUACAGCUAACAUGCCACCAGCGACAUCCGUCAACUACAACGCGUGGCUGAUCAUUGGCACCUUCUUCAACUUCUUCGUGUUCCGGUACCGGAAGAAAUGGUGGCAGAGGUACAACUACAUCCUCUCCGCCGCUCUCGACGCAGGCGUCGCUUUCAUGGCGGUGCUGCUGUACUUCACACUGACCAUGGAGAACCGGUCAGUCACCUGGUGGGGCACAGCUGGUGAGCACUGUCCUCUGGCCACAUGCCCCACCGCUAAAGGGGUAGACUUGAGUCUAGAUCCAACUGAAUCUAGGGUGUGCCCCGUGUUCUAAGCUAGAUCUGUUUCAUGCUUCAAGAUAAAGCUGCAAGAUUAGUCAUGAUUCAUUCAGCUUGUGUCAGUGUCAUAUUAUCAUAGAUUUCUAUUGUACUCUCAAGCAAAGGAGAGAGAGGGAGAGCACAGCUCCUCCUAUGUGUAAAGGUUAUAGUCAGCCAAGCAAAGACAAAAACUAUUAGCAGCAGUGUUAUAUAUCAGUUCAUUUGGGUA